Molecule: messenger RNA, 1308 nt
Organism: Serpula lacrymans var. lacrymans S7.9
Lineage: Eukaryota; Fungi; Basidiomycota; Agaricomycetes; Boletales; Serpulaceae
Exons: 5
Coding region: 65-1168 (367 amino acids)
Cellular component (GO): cytoplasm; eukaryotic translation initiation factor 3 complex; eukaryotic 43S preinitiation complex
Molecular function (GO): translation initiation factor activity; metallopeptidase activity; protein binding
Source: RefSeq, a predicted model, not a curated record
GGACCUUGAAUGUUUUCACUAUCGGUCGGACCUGAUCUUACUGGUACUUCAAACACCUUCAGAAAUGGCGGUUACAUCAAUGGCAGCAGCCCUCGCUGCUUCUCUUCCUGCCCCGCAGGUUAUCCCUGCUCUCUCUGUGUCAGUAGCCGAAACCAUUCCAGCCACUAUGUCAGAUGCAAUAGAUAUAGACGCUGAGGUGCCGAUUUCCUGUGUAGAACUCGAAGGAUCGGUCGCUUCAAGCAUCAUGCAACAUGUUCGCGAAUCUUCUGCCCAUGGACUUCUACUAGGUCUUGAUUUAGAUGGAACGCUUGAGGUGACCAAUUCCUUCCCUAUGCCCAACGGCGAUGAGGAAGAUAAGUCGACCAAGUCAGUCGUUCGGUACCAGAGUUCAAUGCUCCGGUCACUUAAAGAAGUUGGGGCCAAUGACAAUGUUGUUGGGUUUUACCAAGCCAUGUCGCUUGGCGUAUAUUUGAGUCAACAUAUGAUUGAUAUUCAGGUCGUACAUCAGGAAAAGCUAAGACAUGGGGGAAUCGCUAUUAUUUUAGAUUUAUCACGGAUGGGCAAAGGGGGCCUAUCUUUUCGUGCGUUCAAGCUUAACGCAUCGUUCAUGAAUGCGCAGAGGAAAAAUAAUUUUGGCAAUGCAAGCAUCAUUAAUCAUAAAUUGACAUUUUCCUCCGUUCUGGAAGAAAUCCCGCUCAGGCUCCGCACACGUGCUAUUCAAAAAUCCUUUUUUGAUGUCGUUAUCCCUACGACCCUUCCUGCUACACCGAACAUAUCUGCAAAGUCUUCAGCUGUCCUUUCGCAUUGUGCGCUUGAUUUGGGCGCUGCCGGGGCCAUGGUCAACUUUGAAGCAGCUAUCGAAGUUAUGGACAACUUCCGCACUGAGGAGGGUAAUGUAGCGUACCUCUCCCGUCAGAUUGCUCGUGAAAAAGCUCGUUCUGAGAGCUACCUUGCGAAACGUAGAGAGGAGAAUGUUGCCCGCGUAGCCCAAGGUUUAGUUCCACAUCCAGAAGAGGAUGUCAACAGGCUAUUCAAAGUUACGUCAGAGCCAAGCAAGCUUGCAAGCAUGCUUUUACUCGGGCAGGUGAAUGCUUAUGCGGAAAAUUUGGAAAGUAGUACUUGUUCAGGGCUUCUACAAAUAUUUUCAGCAAAAACUAAAUAUACAUAGCAUCACAGUUGUUUUUAUUUCCUGGUACAUUAGGUUACCAGGUUUAAUUUCACGAUUGUUAUUGUCACAGUAAACGGCACCAGAUAAAUAUCAAUGGUUUGAACGUAGUUACAUAUUCCACUAUAGUGAUAAUAACGUCU